Molecule: messenger RNA, 909 nt
Organism: Beta vulgaris subsp. vulgaris (sugar beet)
Lineage: Eukaryota; Viridiplantae; Streptophyta; Magnoliopsida; Caryophyllales; Amaranthaceae
Exons: 3
Coding region: 1-909 (302 amino acids)
Source: RefSeq, a predicted model, not a curated record
AUGGCUUGUGUCAAGUCUAUAUCCUAUUCUAUCUUAUUGAAUGGGUUACCUUCCAAUCUUUUUGAUGCUAAGAAAGGCUUAAGACAAGGGGAUCCAUUGUCCCCUUUCCUCUUUGCUUUAAGUAUGGAGUACUUAAGUAGAUGCUUGGGAGAUAUGAAUCAUAGCUCAAUAUGGAAGAUUAUGGCUGCCUUCCACAAAUUUUUAAGGGCUUCCGGGCUUGAAGCUAGCAAUGAGAAAAGUUGCAUCUACUUUUCAGGGAUUAGCCAGGAUGAAGCUACACAACUUGCAGCAGAUAUUCAUAUGCCUGUAGGUGUGCUCCCUUUCAAGUAUCUUGGGGUGUCUUUGGCUGCGAAAAAGCUCUCUUUUUCACAAUGUAAACCACUGAUAGAUAAAAUUACAGCCAGGGCUCAAGGGUGGAUGGUGCACCUCUUGUCUUAUGUUGGUAUUAGGCUGCAAUUGGUAAAAACUAUACUUGGUAGCAUGCAGAAUUGUUGGGGGCAAAUUUUUCCUCUCCCUAAGAAGCUGAUCAAAGUUGUUGAAGCAAUUUGUAGGAAGUUCUUGUGGACUGGUGGCUUAGACCAAUCAAAAAAAAGCCCCAAUCGCUUGGUCUUUCAUUCAGCAACCAAAAACUGCAAGGGGGCUAAAUUAUUUGUUAGCAGUAACACCUCUUGGUUGUUGAGAAAAAUUCUGGAGUCUAGGGAGCUGCUGGUGAGACUUGAGGGCUGGGAUAAUGUGAGUACUAUCCAUGAGUUUAGCAUCAAGAAAGCUUAUGAGCUCCUGCAAGAGUCUUUUGCUAGACUGAGUUGGAAAAGGUUAAUCUGCAAUAACAAAGCUACUCCUAAAAGCAAGUUCAUUCUAUGGAUGGCUUUGUUAAAUAGAUUGGCUACUACAGACAGCAUUUAUAAGUGA